AUGGCGUGGGUUCCGCUGUUAGACAUGUCCCCGACAUCCGCAUCGGCGCUUGAACUUACCGACGGUAGAGACAUGGGGAAAGAUGACGCCCAUGGCGCCGCCGUCCAGCACCCUCUGCACGAAGCCGUUGCCGCACUGGUGGGGGACGCGGACGAACGGGGUCAGGCCGACGUUGAGGCUGGCGUGGCUGAGGAUGCUGGCGUCGGAGAUGCUGAGGUUGGAGUGCUCCAGGUCGAUGAAGAGGCUGUCGUAGCCGGCGUUCUUGACGAGCGUGGCUAUCGUCGGGUGGGCCAUGACUUUUACGCCAAAGGCCUGUUUCGUGGGGGGCGGAAGCAUUUGUCAGUCAGUACUGUGGUGUUCUUGCUGCUAAAAAGGGAUGGGGGGGUUAUUGUGCCUGCCUUGCAUAGCUGGCCCGCUGCCGCUUUUCGUAUGAGGUUGUUUGCAAACAUUGGCAUUGCGGUUGGCGUGCUGUGUACUGGAAGGAAAUAA
Messenger RNA from Pyricularia pennisetigena, 489 nucleotides. RefSeq lists its product as uncharacterized. The coding region runs from base 1 to 489 and encodes 162 amino acids. The transcript is spliced from 2 exons. NCBI's taxonomy places the organism in Eukaryota, Fungi, Ascomycota, Sordariomycetes, Magnaporthales, Pyriculariaceae. The record is from RefSeq and is a predicted model, not a curated record.